Messenger RNA from Dicentrarchus labrax (European seabass), 4406 nucleotides. It is a transcript of the gene adnp2b, whose product is annotated as ADNP homeobox 2b. Gene Ontology annotation, biological process: regulation of gene expression. Gene Ontology annotation, molecular function: DNA binding. Gene Ontology annotation, cellular component: nucleus. The transcript has 4 exons. Lineage: Eukaryota; Metazoa; Chordata; Actinopteri; Moronidae. Bases 323 to 3253 code for a protein of 976 amino acids. The record is from RefSeq and is a predicted model, not a curated record.
UUACGUCAGAUCCUGAACUUGAGCGCCAUUUUUUCCUCAACAGGGGAAGAAAGGGACAAAAGCUGGACCAAAAAUAACUUAUCACCAGAGGAGGUUCGCAAACAUCACCUCUCGUAUUUGACUAGAUUAUUCCCACAGCGGCGCGUGCAGACACGGGAUGCUGCUCGGAUGAGGAUCUGUGUGCAGCUCCGGGAUCACACGCAGCUCACCGACACACAGUUGAGGGCCGGUGGAAGUGGAAAACGUUAGCCCUUGUCGGAGGUGGCACAGCGACAACUAACGUUAACCUACACUGAAUAUUGGACGAGGCUUCUGGGGAAUAAUGUAUCAGGUUCCAGUUGGAAGUAUUGAGAAGAUCCGAAAGGCACGUAAGACAGUGAAAAACAUCUUAAGUGAGAUCGGCUUGGAAGACUGCCAGAACCUGCUGAAGAAUCUCAAUGAAACCUCUGAGAAAAACUCAGAUGAAGAUGAAGCCUUUGAGGAAACUGAGUGGGUUGAUUUCGCAUACAACGGCAGACUACAGAAAAAGUGGCCUUAUCGGUCUCGAGCUCUGUGCUGUAACCUGUGCAAGUACUCUUCCCAAAACAUCUACAACUUCAGGAGCCACGUCUCUCGCUGCCAUGGAUAUGUGCAGUCAUUCUGUGCGCUGGCCCCCUGUUCCCAGUGCCUCUUCAUUGGCCACCCCAAGGUUGUCAAGAAGCACAUGCUGUUCUUCCACGCUAAACUCUCCACCCACAUACAACCUCAAAGGGAAGGGUUGGCGCCCACCCAUCGGGGAAACGAGAGGUAUCACUGUCGAAGAUGCGGAUUCCCGGCCUCUUCUAUCUUCGCGAUGAAGAAGCACAUCAUUCUCAAGCACCUGGAAAGUUUGGCGGAACAGUAUAUUGGUUACAGAUUACACCUUCAAGGCACCACAUCUGUAAAGGUCCACUGCUGCAAGGUGUGUAGGGUGAACACUGGAAACCUAGACCAAAUGCUGCAUCACAUGCUGGUUGAGCCAUCGCACUAUUCAGUCAGCACACAGGUGCAGAGUAUGAUUUAUGAGAACAAGAACUACACCAUUAAAACAACACCCAAUGGCAACGGACUAUUUGUGACAUUCCCAAGUAUUGCUCCCAAACCACAGCAACCUCAAAUGUUCAACAGUAAGUCCUUGGUUUUACCAAGUAAUGGCCAACAUGCUGGGACUGUGGUGGCAUUACAGCAGUUACAAGGAACUACAAACAGUACUACUUUGAUAUGUGCACCUGGAACCAACCAAGCUUUUCUGCCCCCGCAAGCAUCCGCGCUAGUUCAGCUAGCUAGCGCUGAAGCUAAAGGUUUGCUCCAGCCUGGUGCCACGAUAGCCCUCCGAAGUGCUUUGCCCCAUGGACCGUCUAUGGUCCAGCUCCCCACGGUGUCUAAUAUGUCUCUGAAACAGGCACCAGUGGCUCUGUCUCCUGCUUCUGCUCAGCCACAACAGACUCCACAAGCGCAGCAAAUGCUUCUUCCAUCAGGAGUGCAGGCCAACAUGGCAGCUGGACCUGGAACUGUAUCUAAGCCUGCUGUGGUUACACAAAACGCGUCAACAAACCAAAUCACCCUACAAGGUACCAUGCUGACUUCACAAUCACUGCUAAGUCACCUGAUCCCAACUGGCAACAAGAUGAAUGGCAUGCCCACAUAUACAUUUGCUCCACUGCAAGUAGCAGUGCCGGCCUCUCAGAGCACAAGCACCCCUCUCAAGGCCGUUGAGCAAACAAGUAACUCUUCACCACAAACUAAGAAAUGGAUUACAUGUCCCCUCUGCAAUGAACUUUUCCCUUCGAAUGUCUUUGACAUGCACACGGAGGUUGCUCACCAGACAAAAUCCAACACAACCAAGUCAGAAAGUGUGGCGGCACGAGCAGCGUUCUUGAAGAAAAUGCCAGACAAAACUGUCAAAUGUCUAACAUGCAAAAUUCUUCUAUCAGAAAAAAGCGUCUUCCAGCACCUGCUGCAUGGCCUGAAUUGUUUGUACUGCUCAGCUUUGUUCUUUUCAAUCAAACAACUUGCUGAGCAUGUAAAGCAGCACAAUCCCACAAGUAAGGCAUACUGUGAUUUUUUGAGACAGAAGUACAGGGUCUACUCAAAAGGUGUUGGGGGAAUCCUGUUUCCUUAUUUUGAUGUCCACACCACAGCACCGAAAGAGGUCCUAGGAGAUACCGAGGUCAAUCUUGCCCUGGUCACGAAUUCCCUCGAUCUGAUCUUCUUUAAGUUGCAGCCCAGCAGCCAACCGGAAAUCUGCCCAGCCCCUGUGAAAAUCAACAGUUCGUACUGUCCCUUCUGUGAUGAAAAGUUUCAGAAUGAUUCCAAACACCUUCAGCACCUGAGACAAAAACACUUUGUAGCACCCACCAUUCAUGCCAUCCUCAAGACCGAGGCUUUCAAGUGCAUAUACUGUAAUGGUGUGUACACAGGAAAGGUCACCCAGCAGGCGGUGAUGCUUCACAUUCAGCGAUGCCGGUGUUCACCAAAACAACCACAGCCCCAGAAACCUACGGCAGCACCGCAGCAGCCGCCAAAACCCGCUCAGCAGCUCAGUCAGCCAUCCGGACUCUACUUCCUCCAAGUGCCACAAGGGCUGACUAUAAAACAAACGUUAGCUCCAGCUCGUGUGAUUUCAGCUGCACCCACCGCAAAGCCUGCAGAAACAGAAGCAGAGCUGCAGUCUAAGAAGAGGCUGGAGGCUGCGUGGAGGCAGGUCAUCGAGGCCAACACACGAGAGCGGGAACAAAAAGCGGCCAUGCGCAAGAAGCGAGAGCAGCAAAAGUUCUUGCCCCCGCCCGAGCCUGUGAUUCAGGCCGACCCUGCGGUGAAGCUGGUGUUGGAACCCACCCCAGUUGAGCGCCGCAGCGGCGAGGAGCGCAAAGACUUCAUAUCCAAGUACUUCAACCGGAACCCCUACGCGACCAAAGCCGAGACUGACGAGCUGUGCAGGAGGCUGUCCCUCACCAAAGCAGAGCUGGCGGCCCACUUCAGCAAGAAGCGCAGCAAGUGCAUGAAGAGUCUCAAGAGGAGCACAACUGCCGUUCUGCUCGGCUUCAACAUGACAGAACUGAGCAAAGUCAAGCACAAUCUCGACAUCCCAGAACAUCAGGCCGCGGACACCGCGGAGCAGCCACCUGCUGACUCGACAGAGCAGAUGGUAAACAGCGAGGACGGACCAGAGCCGAUGGAUGAAAGUGGAAAUGAGAAAGUUACGGACGGGGAACCGGUGGAGCAGAUGGAAUGAGCUCUGAAAUGUGUGAAAAUAGAACAACCUGAAAACGGCAAACAAUGCAAAUGCAGAUGUUAAACCUGAUUUAAAAACAGAAUAAAACACAGAUACUUUAAUAAUGGCCUUUUAACAGUUACUAGAGUUCAUCAUGCAGUGCAUACAAAGCAUUUCCUAACAUACAAGUUAGCGAGGGCAGAUUCUCAAUGUAGCCUUCAUUAAUAGUGCUUCGUUUGACGGUAUGUUGUCAGUAACCCUGAUUUCCAGAUAAAGGCGGAGCCACGUUGCAAUGCUCAUUUAGAACGUAAUAAUGAAGCUGCAGAUGUAUUUGUCUGUGAGAUAUUAUGGUGUCAGACGGUUGAGCUGCAACAGUAUUUAUUUAGCUGGUUACAAUCUCUCAUUCAAUGGUGGCUUCUGACGGUUUAAGCACGGAUUUACUCCUGGUAGCUGCUUUUAUUUAAACCCAUCUGUACAAAAUUGUGAUUCCUACACCAUUGCUUGUCUAAUAUCAAGACAUAAGUGCACACUUCAACGUAGACUUGAUUAUGUUAGGCUUUCCUUUAUAAAUUGGUGUUUUGUUUUGCAUAUUUGGACCUAUUUGAUUCAUGCACACAGCUUUUUUUGUUGUUUUCUCAUUGUUUUUAUUUUUAUUUUUCAGACUGUUCACAUCACUCCUCCCUCCACAUUUAGACACUUUAAGGGGAAAAAAAUGUUUCUUGCUCACCAACUUCUGCAGACAAUUUAGCCGAAUGUUCAUUUUGCAGUUUUGAAGCCAAAUUAUUAAGAAUGUACAAAAUGUUUGAGUUGACAGGUUUGAUCAAUUCCCAGAGUUAAUGAAACACUUGAUUAUUAUAAAUCUAUGACCAUGUUGCUUGCAUGAGCCUUUGUUUUAUUGUCAGGUGAAAUUAUGAUUUGUGCCAUUGUGAAGUCUACAUAUUUGCAUAGACUUGUGGAAAUUUACCUAGAGAUUCAACAUAACACAAAACAUGUUACUGGGUGUUCAACAUAUAAUAUAUCUUCUGUUCUCCUGACAGCUGUUUUUUUGUACUAUACAUGUAUUUUCUAUAAUUCCUAGAGGAUCAAAAAUGUUGGGAGAGGUACAAAUGCUCAUUCUGUCCAAGGCCACUGUGUUGUAAAAAAAAUAAAAUAAAGUGGUUUCCUUUUACGUAAA